UGUUGUUCGCUCGACUCGCAGCCGUGCCAGCUCAAGAAUUUGAGGCUGUGUUCAGCUUGGCAGCGCUUUGGCACAGCUCUUUUUGCACAGCAAGUUUUGCUGCUCCCCCUUGAUGCUCAGAGUCGAGCCUUGAACGAGCGCCUAGCGCCGUCUCCGGCCGGCACGAGUGGCCAACGUGGCCACAGAGGUCACAAACACUGAUCACGCCGGCUUUUAGAGCCAGCACUAGACUGCGGGCCGCACAGAGGCAACAGCACUGCACUCACAGCCCUUUUGCUUGCGUCGUUACGUAGCCGAGAGCGCGAGAAUGCGCUCCAAACACUGCAUUACGCUGUGGCUGACAUUUAGCAGCUGUGCAGCAUUGAUACUCCCCGCACCGCGCCGGCCGAUCAGGACACGGCACCACGCCGCCCCGCCCCUCGAAUUCGUGAAGGCCGUCGGCGCCCACCUCCCACUCGCCGACGACGCACAAACAACGUACGUUCACAGAGACCCGGACGUCCUCAUAUUGCGCAACUUCAUCAAGAAGGAGGACUGCGACGGGUUGCUCGCGGCAGGCCGCGCCGCGUCCCUGGAGAAGUCGCCCGUCGAAUACGCCGGCUGGACCGAAGACGCUGCGGAAUUGCUGCAGACGUGGGCGUCGGGCCCGGCGGCCUGGAUCGCCCUCGCGGCCGUUCUCAUCUCAGUGAAUAUCUUCGGCGUCGAGGAUCGGAUCCAACUGGCGGAAACGGGGCUCGGGGUCUAUGUUGUGAAUCUCGGGCUGGCCGCUGUGGCGAUCUUCGGCUUCCUGGACCAGCGCAAGGAGAAGCUCCAGGCUUUGCGGACCAGCAAGUCCGUGGCGCUGCGCGGGUCGACACCAGCACAAGGUGAGGUCGCCUGCUAUGAACGAUUGCUGGAGUUAUUACCAUCAAUAACCCCAGAGAGCUGCGAGGCCCUGACCCUCAUAAAAUACGACCCGGGCGACGCGCUGGCGCCGCACUACGACGCGAAUCGCGCGGCCGACGCCGAGGACGUGGCCCGGGGCGGCCAGACCCUCGCGACGUUGCUCGUGUAUCUCAACGACGUUGAUGAUGGUGGCCGCACGCGCUUCAACAAACUUGGUAUAACGGUCGCGCCCCGGAAGGGCGACGCGUGCCUCUUCUUCCCCGCGGACGCCUCGGGGCAGUUCGACGAGCGACUCGAGCACGAGGGUGAAGCGCCGGGCGCCGAGAAGUGGAUCGGGCGCAUCUGGGUCCAUGCGCGGCCUAUCAUUGGCGAGACGGGGUGCCCGCCGGGGACGCUCGAGGCACUUCGUAACAGGUAAU
This is a messenger RNA of Pelagomonas calceolata, 1304 nucleotides long. NCBI's taxonomy places the organism in Eukaryota, Pelagophyceae, Pelagomonadales, Pelagomonadaceae. The record is from the annotation of a GenBank genome assembly.